Mus musculus (house mouse) is the source of this 4694-nucleotide messenger RNA. RefSeq names its product ceramide kinase (gene Cerk). NCBI's taxonomy places the organism in Eukaryota, Metazoa, Chordata, Mammalia, Rodentia, Muridae. Bases 1264 to 2265 code for a protein of 333 amino acids. Gene Ontology annotation, molecular function: kinase activity; magnesium ion binding; ceramide kinase activity. Gene Ontology annotation, cellular component: plasma membrane; cytoplasmic side of trans-Golgi network membrane; membrane. The record is from RefSeq and is a predicted model, not a curated record. Gene Ontology annotation, biological process: ceramide metabolic process. The transcript has 13 exons.
UGCAGGACUCUUGCUAGCCGCCAGGAGACCAAGACCUAAAAAGAGACGGAUGCCCAAGGUCAAAUCGCUCCUGGGCGCACACCAGCAGUUCCACGGCCUCCUAUCGCCUGCCCAGGACCGCCCGGGCAACAUUUCUGCGCUGCUGGGACUCCGCCCGUCCCUUUGCAGCCCUCCCUACCCCGUCGCUCGUGCAGACCCAGCAGGACCCAGGGGCAGCCAGAGCGACAGACUAGUGUCUUUCAGGGCACCCGGCCGCUCCGACCGCCCUCCCCACAGCCAGGUCCCUCAGUCCCCUCCUCUGACCCCUCCCUCCCGUUCCUUCCUAGGCCUUUUCUGCUCCUCAUCCUAGGCUCCCUAGACUCCUCUGUUUCUGAUUCUUCUCUGGCCCCAAGUCUAGCUUCUCCUGUCCUCACCCUGGUCGCCUCCUCCCGGGUCCCCGCCACCCUCUCUGCGUACCGGGUGACGCAGCGCCGCCUCCCGCUCCCGCCUCCCCGCGUCACCGCCGGGCAGACUGCAGGGGCCGCUAACGGUCCCGCGCCCCCCCCGGUGUCCGCGCGCCCCGCGCCCGGCGGACGAGGCCGCGCCGGCGGCGAUGGGGGCAAUGGGGGCGGCGGAGCCGCUGCACUCCGUGCUGUGGGUGAAACGGCGACGCUGUGCCGUCAGCCUGGAGCCCGCGCGGGCUCUGCUACGCUGGUGGCGGAGCCCGGAGCCCGGGCCCUCCGCGCCGGGUGCCGAUGCCCGCUCGGUACUGGUGUCGGAGAUCAUCGCUGUUGAGGAAAAAGACGACUGCGAGAAACACGCCUCCAGUGGCCGAUGGCAUAAAAUGGAAAAUCCGUUCGCAUUCACAGUCCACCGUGUGAAGCGAGUACGACAUCACCGCUGGAAGUGGGCACGGGUGACCUUCUGGAGCGCCGACGAGCAGCUGUGUCACCUGUGGCUGCAGACCCUCCGUGGGCUGCUGGAGAGCCUGAGUACGUGGGCGAGCUUUCGGAUUUGUUGCCAGGCAGCACAGCUGUGGUGGCACGCGGGACUCAGUGACCUGACCCAGCUUCAAGACCGAAGCACUUGCUGGUAUUCAUCAACCCUUUCGGAGGGAAAGGUCAGGGCAAGCGCAUCUAUGAAAAAACAGUGGCGCCUCUGUUUACCUUGGCUUCCAUCACUACGGAGAUCAUCAUUACAGAGCAUGCCAACCAAGCCAAGGAGACUUUAUACGAGAUCAACACAGACAGCUAUGAUGGCAUCGUGUGCGUAGGUGGGGACGGCAUGUUCAGCGAGGUGCUGCAUGGGGUGAUUGGGAGGACGCAGCAGAGCGCUGGUAUCGACCCCAAUCACCCCCGAGCCGUGCUGGUGCCCAGUACCCUCAGGAUCGGCAUCAUACCCGCAGGGUCCACAGAUUGUGUGUGUUACUCAACAGUGGGCACAAACGACGCAGAGACAUCGGCUUUGCACAUCAUUAUUGGGGACUCACUGGCAAUAGACGUGUCCUCUGUGCACUACCAUAACACGCUGCUGCGGUACUCGGUUUCUCUGCUGGGCUACGGUUUCUACGGGGACUUAAUCAAGGACAGUGAAAAGAAACGGUGGAUGGGCCUCGUCCGGUAUGAUUUCUCAGGGUUGAAGACCUUUCUCUCUCAUCAGUACUAUGAAGGGACACUGUCCUUCCUCCCAGCACAGCACACGGUGGGAUCUCCACGGGACAAUAAACCCUGCCGGGCUGGGUGCUUCGUGUGCAGGCAGAGCAAGCAACAGCUGGAAGAAGAAGAGAAGAAAGCCCUGUAUGGCCUGGAGAACGCCGAGGAAAUGGAAGAGUGGCAAGUGACAUGUGGGAAGUUCCUGGCCAUCAAUGCCACCAACAUGUCCUGUGCUUGUCCUCGGAGCCCUGGGGGCCUGUCCCCAUUUGCCCAUCUGGGAGAUGGGUCUUCUGACCUCAUCCUUAUCCGGAAGUGCUCCAGGUUCAACUUCCUGAGAUUCCUCAUCCGGCACACGAACCAGGAGGACCAGUUCGACUUCACUUUCGUUGAAGUUUAUCGAGUCAAGAAAUUCCACUUCACGUCGAAGCACGUGGAAGACGAGGACAAUGACUCGAAGGAACAAGAGAAGCAGAAGUUUGGGAAGAUCUGCAAGGACAGACCCUCUUGCACUUGCUCAGCCUCCAGAAGCUCCUGGAACUGCGAUGGCGAAGUCAUGCACAGCCCGGCCAUUGAGGUCAGGGUCCACUGCCAGCUGGUGCGCCUCUUUGCUCGGGGAAUCGAGGAAGAGUCAUAAGCAAGAACCCCAAAGCCCAGGAGCUGUCGGCCUUGAGCUCGGGGAGUGUGGAAAUUACUUAAGAAAAAUUCGACAGACCAGUUAUGUUGAUAUAUCCAUUUGAAUUUAGAAAUUUAUUUUUGAUAGGUAAAUCUUGGUUUUUAGAAAAGACAGCUUUGUCAACAGUUCUGUAUCCAUACCUGGUACCCUCGGCCCCGCUUCCGAGUCGCUUUUCACUUCUUCUCAGCAAAUGGCACUUGCUGGUUCCGGGCAUUGGCUUCCUAGAUUUUAGCCAUGCCGACCGUGCAUAUUUCAAGACAGCCCCUUAGUGGGCUACACUGCAAUAAUUUUUAGGGACAUUAUAAUAUGACUACGUCCCAGGAAUCAGGUUACACCAUCUGGUCACAUGGGUAAAACCCGGUCACCUUGACCCCUUUGGUGGGACUUCCUCUGGAAUUGUCCGUGGCCAGGUUUGGGAAGGUAAAUAGCUGUCUUGGCCUCCGCUUUACACACACCUUCAUUUACGAUCAGGACGUCGCUAUGUGGCCCUUGCUGCACACCACAACUGACUCAGCGAGGUCCUCCGCACAGCCAUGCCUGCAGAGCAGGGCCAUGUCACAGCGAGAAGACACCCAGGGUGACGUCUCAUCCUCAGGAUCCCCCACGUCUGCUGCCAUCACAGCCGCAUCCCGUGAGACAAUUCAGCAAAGCGCCCACUUGGAAGCUUCAUUCUGUCAGCCCUGGUAGCCUGCACACCCUGGCCAAGGCAGUCUGAAGCACUGGCUAAGAGGAGGCUCCAUUUGGAAUCAAAGCACUUCUACAGCUGGGUUUUGAAAGAGGUAGGGGGUGGCGGGGACAGAGAGUCACUGACACACACAGAGGGUACUCGGUGAGUUCGAUACCACCCUCAACCUGACUGUCACCAGCGAAUGGUGGGUGAUCUCGGGUCACCCCCAGGUACUCUGGUGCAAGCCUUAUGUCUACUCCUGGUUCCACAUCCAUUCUUCCGCACUGUGGAUUCUGUUCUUAUUCAUAGCUUUCUCCCUAUCCAUCACGUCUUGGCUAUUUGCUCUGUCUCCACAAGGGGGCGCUAAGCUGCUCAGGCCGAAGCCCUGGGCGCAUGACCAGUUUUCCUCUGAAGGCAUUCCCAACCCAGGGGCUUCUCGGCCACAUACUAUGGCCUGUGCUGUGUCUCCAGAUGGAUGCAUCUGAAAUGUGUAUAAAAGGGUUUUAUGUGAAAUUCAGGCCUACACAGCUUAAACUUGACUUGCAAACGGGGAAGGGCACUGACUGUUACAAGAGCUGGUUUUAGGUUCUGCACUGGGGGAAGUGUGCAUCUCGUGCUGGUCCAGUUACUCGCUACAGAAUUCUGCAGGCCACACGGCUUUCCAGGUCCUCUUGCACUGACUUCUGUUUCGAGGCAUACACAAAAUCCUCUGUUUAGUAUUCAGUCCCAUCCAGACAAAAGAGCAGCUGUAAAGGCGGCCAUGUUCAGGGACCACUUUAAAGGCAGUUGUGCGGCGGUGCUAUUUAAUGAUUGUCGAGUAGAAAGCUGGCUAGAAAGAGUAAAUGAACUAGCAGUUUCUAUCCAGAUCUGUCCCUGGAUGGGCAGAGCCCAAAGGUGCCAGCCUAGCAGCUCUGUGAGUAGGUAGGCAGCCCUGGAGCAGCGUGAGGGCCGAUGCUCAGUUGUCCACCUCAAUGUGGCCCCUCGCCCCCGGCAUUCCAGAGGGGGCUCAGGGCCCGAGGCAGCUGUGGGUGCCCCUGGAUCUCAGGAAUUGCACUGUCCUCCAAGGACUCAGGUCUUCACUGACCUUGCUACAUGAUACCCACGCCCUGGUCCACCCCUGCCGCUGCCAGGGCUGGAGGAGAGAUGCAGUCAGAGGAUGCUUUGCCGGUGCUUAGCAGUGCAAGCCACGCUCGGAAUCUCCAACCCCGGCGCAGUCAUGGAGCAUCAUGAGUGUCAGACACUUAGGGCCCUUGACACGGCUGCGCAGGAUUGGGGGGGGGGGCGUGCUGACAUUCACAAGCAGUAGACAGUCUUCAUGAUGCUUUUUAGAUGCAAUACCCCAAACUUCCCGGGUCUUAGGUAUUUUAGGAGGAAAAAACAGGGGUAAAGGUUAGACAGUGGCAACUUAGGAUCCUGUUAGGGUCUGGCCCAUGUUUUAACUCCCACUGGUGCAUACCAAUUAGGCAACAGUCAUAAGCUGUAACUUAUUUUUGUUUAUGGAAACUAAGUAGUGGGAACGGGGACCGGGGAGCGGCUGGUUUCCCAGAGGAUGCUUCAGCCAAUGCAAUCUCCUGGAGCUGGGAGCACUGACUGGGAGCACUGACACAAGAAUGGCCCAAUUAUGCCUCCUGGUCUUGCUGGCUUCAAGAUUAGAAAGUGGCAUAUUUGAUCUGGUAUAUUUGAGAAGACAAAAAAAAUAAUAAUAAAGUUACUUUGGGCAGAC